GUUUCCAACUAAGCAAUCCACCAAACGCAAGAUUUACGCACCAUCGUCCACGCUUACGUCAUCUCACCUAACACAAACCAUGGUCACCAUCAUAGCACGCCGGAGCAAGCCCCACCUAGUGGCGCCAGCAUGUCCGACACCAUGCGAGACGAAGACCCUCUCCGACAUGGACGACCACCCCGGCAACCGGGCUUAUGUUCCCUUGGUCGAGUUCUUCGUCCGCGACGACGACGGCCUCGGCCCAGAGGACCCGGCGGCGGCCAUCGAGGCGGCGCUGGGCGAGGCUCUGGUGUAUUACUACCCCGUCGCUGGCCGUAUGCAGGAGACAGCCGGGGGCAAGCUGGCGGUGAGCUGCAACGGAGAAGGGGUGGCGUUCGUGGAGGCCGACGCCGCCGUGCGGCUGGAGGAGCUCGGUACGCCGCUGCUGCCACCGUACCCGUGCGUCGAGGAGCUGCUCUGCGACGCCGGCGACGCUCACGUCGUCGUCGGCAAGCCAAUCGUCUUCAUGCAGGUGACAAGGUUCCAAUGUGGAGGAUUCGCGAUUGGUCUUCGGAUCAACCACUGCAUCGCAGACGGCUUCGGCAUGAUCCAGUUCCUCAGAGCCGUAGCCGACGUGGCACGCGGCGAGGCCGCUCCGGCGGUGCUGCCCGUGUGGGAACGGCACCUGCUAAUGGCCCGCGCGCCGCCGAGCACAGGCUACGUGCAUCGGAAGCUGAUGUUGCUUCUCAAGGACCCUCCUGCCGCCGGCGCCGGCGCAACGCCGCCGGCGGCGAGCGUGGUGUGCCGGCACUUCCUCUUCGGCCCGGCGGAGAUCUCCGCGCUGCGAGGCCGCGUCGCGGGGUACGACGACCUCGGGGCGUCGUGCACGAGGUUCGAGCUGCUGACAGCGGCGCUCUGGCGGUGCCGGGUGGCGGCGUGGGGCCUGGCCGACGACCAGCGCGCCGUCCUCGUCUUCGCCGUGAAUGUGCGCCGGAGGUGGGUGCGGAUCCCGCCGGGUUACUACGGCAACGCGCUCGUGUUCCACGUCGUGGAGGCCGACGCCGGCGAGCUGCGCGGGAGGCCGCUGGGCCACGCGGUGGUGCUCGUGCGCGAGGCCAAGGCGGACACGAGCGAGGAGCACGUGAGGUCCACCGCCGAUUUCAUGGCGUCGAUGCGCGAGAUGCCCCCGGCGACGUACCACGAGGAAACCUACAUGAUGUCGGACUGGACGCGCCUCGGCGAGGACGAGGUGGACUUCGGGUGGGCAAGGCGGGUCGGCGGCGGCGUCGCGAUGCCGCCGUCACCGUUGGUGAGCUUCAACGCAAAGUGCGUGAAUUCGGAUGGCGACGAGUCGGUGAUUGUGACGAUGGCGUUGCCGGAGGCAGUGAUGGAGAGGUUCGAGAAGGAGAUUGAUAAGAUUUGGUCAAAGAAUUAAAGAUGUCGAUCGAAUGUAUCCUUUGGGUUCUACGUACCAUGUUGUUGUACUUUAUAGGAUGGUGAAAUGCAUGUGUUCUUACAAUAAAUGGCAAACUGCCUUGAACACUUCUAGUUGGGAUGAAUUGUUUAGUUUGCAGGCUUCA
Molecule: messenger RNA, 1559 nt
Organism: Setaria italica (foxtail millet)
Lineage: Eukaryota; Viridiplantae; Streptophyta; Magnoliopsida; Poales; Poaceae
Product: acyl transferase 1
Exons: 2
Coding region: 80-1414 (444 amino acids)
Source: RefSeq, a predicted model, not a curated record